This is a messenger RNA of Coregonus sp. 'balchen', 7193 nucleotides long. NCBI's taxonomy places the organism in Eukaryota, Metazoa, Chordata, Actinopteri, Salmoniformes, Salmonidae. The record is from the annotation of a GenBank genome assembly.
UGUGGAGCUAGAGUUGCCCUGCCCCUGACACUGUCCUGCCCUGCACAGGUGUCACAUGAGAGGUGACAGGCUACGAGAGCAAACCAGGUCAGGGUAAAGGACAAGGUAAGACACCUCACAUCUUUUCCUCCUGUGUGGUUGCCCCCAGGGCCUUUUUACAUCAGCUAGGCCUACAAUAACAUAGCAGAGCUAGGGAGAGAGAGGGAGAGGGAGAGAGCGAGAGAGACUGUAGACAAAAUUCCGAUGUACGUUGCUCAAUAACACCAUUACUGCCUAUUUAUUUUUGGAAACUGAUAUGUAGCUGCGCUUUCUUUGAUUAAUAUCAAAACAUCUGAAAUCAUAAUCAUUUACAUGGUGUGAUCUUCAGUAAACCAAAUCUUGAAAUAAAUAGUCAAAAUGUAAUUUUAUUUUAUGUUAUUUGCACUUUUCCAUUGAGUUUAUUUACUUAUAAUACACACAGCUGCUCUUCUUGAAAUGUAUCAUAACAAUGUUGAGAGCGCCUAAAUGACCGAUAUUGACAAGUGUAGAGAGGUAGGUAGCUUAACAUUCAUCUAUAGGACAAAGGCUAAAAUUACUUACUUCGACUGUUAUUUGUGGAGAAACGUUAACAUAGGCCUGGUCGGAUCUGAACAUUACCUGCAAGUCUAUCUUGCACAUUCUAAAGAAGACAGAAUUAAUCAGAAACAGUAUGAUCAUUGUUUGAACAACUAAUCUAAAGGUUUUUAAUGAAGGCCUCACAAUUCAACACAAUGCAUUUUACAGUAGGCCCCUAUGCAUCUGAGAUACAGUAUUAUCUCAAUGGCCAUUUUCAUUUGAAUGGCAGUUCGUACUGUACAUGUCAUGUUCUCUCACUGAAUGUGUGAUGGCCUGGGAUAUAAUACAGGUUGAGAUUGAACAGCUCUGUGUACAAUACCUUUAUUCAGUAUUACACUGCCCUCAAGUGUUCAUAGAUCACAUUGUUAUCAACCAUAGCAUGGGAGACGGACAGGCCAAAAGAUACACACUCUGCACAACAAACAAACAUGAGUUUUUAUGAUUAGCAUUUUUUGGCAUUGUUAUAUUUGAGGUUGACUUUAUUUUGGAGCUAUUGAAUCGGGGGGAUCAUUUUUAUCUUGAUUUUCUUCCAGGUUAUGACGCUGCCAGGAGUGUUGAAGUCCAUUCAGAGACUAUGAGCACCAGCUGUAAUCGGUGAGUGGUUCUCCAUGGAUGGCUGCUCUGGUCAGCGGGUCAGAUACAGUCACAUACAGUAUACUCAGAUAAAACUGUAGGAUAAUAUAAUCUCAGUCAGGCAAACUCAAAGAUAAACCUAUUGCAGUUUUAUAUCUGAGGUGUCACUGACAACCCUGUGAUCAUUUGGUAUGUAGGCCACAGUAGCGCUGCAAGUUUUUUAAAUGUACCUUUAUUUAACUAGGCAAGUGAGUUAAGAACAAAUUCUUAUUUACAAUGACAUCCUACACCGGCCAAACCCGGACGACACUGGGCCAAUUGUGCGCCGCCCAAUCACGGCCGGUUGUGAUACAGCCUGGAAUCGAACCAGGGAGUCUGUAGUGACGCCUCAAGCACUGAGAUGCAGUGCCUUAGACCGCUGCGGCACUCUGGAGCCCGUACAGUAGGUCUAUAAAAGUAAUUGACCACCCUACUGUUACAGUACUGUUACUGUAGUGCUUUGUGUUACUGACCAUGCUGCUGUUUACCACAUUCUGUGUGUUUUAUAUGUAGGCCUAGUAUGUAUGUCCCCAUCUGUGCUGUAGUAUGUAAUGUGCGACCCCCCUCCCCUCUCUAUGGCUCACUGUGGCAUCAGCACAUUUCCAGCCUCUGUAAACACAAUAACCCCAAAGGUCACAGCGGGGUCACACUCACUGUCAGUGUUAAUCUCUGUGAUAGUUUUAUUGAACUCACACAAAAGCAUACAAACACACAAUAGGAAGAGAACUAACUAUGAGCUGCAUCGUCAGACACCAGACAUUUCAGAAUGGAGUUGGUGUCAUAAGGACUAGAGUACAGAAUGAUAUUAGUAGAUCCUUCAAACUCAAUACCAAAAUGUAUUUUGAAGCAAGUGGGAUUUAUGAAAUGUUGCUGAGAUCGACUAAAAUUACAAUCUGUUACGAUGUUAUGAGGUUCAUUCUAAGGUUUAUCAAAUUUUGUUUGGGUGCAUUGGUGUUUUCAAAUGACUAAGAUGGCCUCAGUCUAUUGAAAAUUGUUAAUAUUUAAUGGAGUUCAUAGUACAACACCGCCAAGAUGAGAGAUGCACUGUUAACCAUUUGUUGACACUUUUACAGAGCUCUUUUCAGAAUAAGCAGUUGCCUGGUUUUUAAGGCUUGCUAGGGUUGCUAUUUGUGUUAUCAUUCACCAUAGCCUAUGUGUGAGAAGGUAGGCCUGUAUCUUCCCCUAAUAAAUUUGUUGCAUAGAUAAAUUGUUUAUUUUUGCGAGUUUUACACCCCGCCCUCUGUCUGUCUGUGUUCAGUCGGCGCCGUGUGUGUUGCAUUUUUUGCUGUUUCACUCACGUGUGCGCCUCUAUUGACUUAAGUUUCCAUCGAAAUACGUUUUUUUUUUUUUUUUCCCGACACAGAUUGACAUUUCGUGAAAUGACAACGACUAGGUGAAUAAAUAGCCUGUUAACGUGGCAAACUAGUUACGCUACUCAACUGAAGGAAAUGAGAUUCAUAGGCUACUGUAAUUUUAUUUUUUACAUUUUAGUCAUUUAGCAGAAGCUCUUAUCCAGAGCGAUUUACAGUUAGUGAGUGCAUACGUUUUAAAAAAAAAAUUUCAAAUUUGUUUGAAAAGGAAAAAUAAUGAAUGUGACUGCACUGUUAUGUUUUCUGGAUAACAAAUUGUAAAUGGUUUAUUGUGUAGAUUUCUUGCUCUGCCGUGGUAAUUGUUUAGUAUUGUGCUAGUCCAGUAGGCAUUUUUACAAAUGAAAAAAAAACUGGUGUUGACAAGUAGGCUAGUUUAGCAUUUUGUCCUUAGUUAUCUUUGGGUAAUUUGAGGUCAUCCCUGUGCACACAGAUCCAAGCCCAGCUGUAUUUCCAAUGCAGUUUGUUUUGUUGUUGCAUUUAAAAAUGCUGUUAUCGAGGUAAUUUCCUUAGUAGGUGACAUCAGAAGUUAGCAUGUGGGAGCUCAGGAUGAUAGUUGUCUACGGGGCGGCAGGUAUCUUAGUGGUUAAGAGCGUUGUGCCAGUAACCGAAAGGUCGCUGGUUCUAAUCCCCGAGCCGACUAGGUGAAAAAUCUGUCGAUGUGCCCUUGAGCAAGGCACUUAACCCUAAUUGCUCCAGUAAGUCGCUCUGGAUAAGAGAGUGUGCUAAAUGUACUUGGAGGGCCAUUCAAGUGGAUUUUUUCCAGUCGUAUGUGUUAAAUUUCCACUUCCUUCUUGGUUACGAACGCAGCAUUAGCCCCCAGGUUCUGGUGACGCCACUGAAUGUAUUUGUGUAUUCGUGUGAAAUAUGCACCAGAAGCUGUUUGCAGUUAUUGUAUGCGUUUAAACUGCACAAUUUACAAACUCAUUCAGCUCACAACAAAGAACAGUGUUUUUACUGUGUUAAAUCUCCACCAAUGCCAUAACUAUUUCUCCAUUCUACUUUUAAUACAGGGUUCCUGAUAGUGUAAUUGACAUAUUGAUAGCAUUUCUUUACACCUGCUGUCCCUGACAGUGAUUGCUCCUGUAAGUCGCUCUGGAUAAGAGCGUCUGCUAAAUGACUAAAAUGUAAAAUUAUAUAUCCUACAGAGAGGGAACCUGCUGUGCUGAGAUGGCUAUGGUAUGUCUCACAGACUUUGAGGAGUAUGCCAAGGAGCACCUCUCCAAGGCCACCUGGGACUACUACGCAGCCGGAGCAGACGAGUGCUGCACAAGGGAUGAUAAUCUGCUGGCCUACAAACGGUAGGUACCUCUCCCCAUCCUUUAAACUACAGUAGCCACAAUUCAAUGUCAGUCACUAACAUCACUCAAUAACACGACACCUCAAACUGUAGUGCUUGGAAGAUCCAAAAUAAUCACUUUGUCUCGGUCCCAGGAUCCGUCUGCGACCACGGAUUCUACGGGACGUGUCGAUGAGUGACACCAGGACCACGGUGCAGGGCACAGAGAUCAGCUUCCCUGUGGGCAUCGCCCCCACUGCCUUCCACUGCCUGGCCUGGCAUGAGGGAGAGAUGGCCACCGCCAGGGGUGAGGACUAGGAGGGGUUUAACAGCUGUAGAGGUUGAGCUCUGUAGGCCAAUAGCUUUGUUGUCACUGAGUAUCCUAGGGGUGGUUCACUCAAAAUCUCUUUCUCUUGUUUACUAUUGCUCUUGUUUACUAUUGCUAAUACUGCACAAUUUAAACACUUGCCCCCCAAUUGUGCCUUCCUGUAUUGUACUUAUGUAAAAAAAACAAAUCUACUGAGCCAUUUACUUUAUGUUUUGUAUUCUUAUCUUGUAUUAUUUCUUAUUGUUGUUGCAUUUUCCAGAAGGAACCUGCAAGUAAGCAUUUCAUUGGACGGUGUAUACCAUGUGUAUCCUGUACAUAUGACUAAUAAAACUUUAAACUUUAAACUCUCUUUCUCUUUCCUCAGCUACGGAGGCAGUGAACACCUGUUACAUCACCAGUACCUACUCCACCUGCUCUGUGGAGGAGAUCGCGGCUGCAGCGCCUAACGGCUACCGCUGGUUCCAGCUCUAUGUGUACCGGGACAGAAAGCUGUCUGAAUCCAUCAUUCACCGUGUGGAGGCCCUGGGCUACAAGGCCUUGGUCCUCACCGUCGACGUGCCCUACACCGGGAAGCGCCGCAACGAUAUACGGAACCAGUUCAAGCUCCCGCCGCACCUCAAGGUCAAGAACUUUGACGGGGUCUUCCAGGUAAAUAUUUUUAACAGUAAUGAUUUUGCCAUAAAAUCAUAUAGGGACGGUUUCCUGGACAAAGAUUACGUCUAGUCUUGGACUAAGAAACACUUUCAAUGGAGAAUCUUAAUCUGUGUCUGGGAAACCGGCCCAUAGUGCCAUAAUAGAGAGACAGUAGCUGCUCUAGAAUUAUUUAAGUAUAAUCCAACUAAUGCAUUUCCCAUGAGGCCUCCUUCUGUGUGUAUGUGUUCUGUUAUGUACUGUACUGUGUUCUGUGCUUUACUGUGUUCUCUAUUGUAUGCGUCUGUCGUGUCUGGGUGGGUGUCCCUCUGACUCCUUCUGUAGGAGGCUGCGGGUCCUGCGGGUGAGGAGUAUGGGGUCCCUGCCAACACCCUGGACCCCUCCAUCAGCUGGAAGGACGUGUACUGGCUUCAGUCUCUCACCCGCCUGCCCAUCAUCAUCAAAGGCAUCCUGACGAAGGAGGACGCUGAGCUGGCUGUGGAGCACGGCGUCCAGGGCAUCAUCGUGUCCAACCAUGGAGGACGCCAGCUGGACGGAGGGCCCGCCACAGUAAGAAGGGGCACAGAGUAUAUAACUUCAUCCUCAUUUCAACUCUAUUUGACCCUACAGUCAGCAAGCCAUUUUGUUUAUGAAAUGUUGAUAUUAAAGAACCGGGUUGUAGUCCCGUGUAGCUCAGUUGGUAGAGCAUGGCGCUUGCAACGCCAGGGUUGUGGGUUCAAUUCCCACGGGGGACCAGUAUGAAAACAUUUAUGCACUCACUAACUGUAAGUCGCUCUGGAUAAGAGCAUCUGCUAAAAUGUAAAUGUAAAAUGUUCCAUUUGAUUUCAAUCACUUUUUGACCGCACACCUUUUCAUACAUAUUUGCCCAUGUUAGAAGUGGUCAGAAAGUGAAAUUUUGGACCUGAAUGCCAACACAUUCAAGAGAUAGAAGUGGUCAAAGUUGACCCAUUUUGCAAAACACACCAUACCAUGAGACAUCCAUGUCCUCAUCACUGGAAAAGAUAAACAGUUGAGUUUGAUAUCAUUUAAAAGCUUAGAAACAGGGUUGUCAAACUAUUUUAGAUAUUUUUUUAAUGUAAUGUCAAUUAUCAAAACAUUUCUAAACUCCCAUUUCUUUUAUUUUCGCAUGUGUCCAAACUUAGACCCUAUUUUACAUAAUCUGAAGUGUUUGUGUUGUGCCAGCCAUCGGUUUAGACACAGCAUGCUCUUGAAUACAGGGUGGGUGUCAUGUUUUGGCUGAUAAAUGUACUAAAAGGGAAUACAAUAUAAAUGUCCACUUUCAAAUGGUACCACAAAGACGGUUGGAGGUCCACACAUCAGACAGCGUUGAUUUGAAUGGGAAUAUCAGUUGUUUUAAAUUAUACUGUUAAUAUUCCAUAGGAAGUUUCCUCUGCUCUCUUCUCUACCACAUAGAUAGAUGCCCUGUCUGAGAUUGUGGACACAGUGCAGGGGCGGAUCGAGGUAUAUCUGGACGGGGGCAUCCGCACCGGUAGUGACGUGCUGAAGGCUGUAGCUCUGGGAGCCAAGUGUGUGUUCAUCGGCAGGCCGGCUGUGUGGGGCCUCGCCUAUAAGGUAACUAUUAACGUUGUGUGUGAUCAACCUACUAACUUGAGAUACUGAGAAUAACAAACUGUCUUGCUGCUUAUGUUUGUUCCCUCAGGGUGAAGAGGGGUUGAGGGAGGUACUACAUAUCCUCAACGAUGAGUUCCGUCUGUCAAUGGCUCUGUCUGGUGAGUGAGGAACCAAACUUCUUACAUAAUCAUAUUUUUUCCAGUCUGAGAUUAAAACCCCUUGCUUAGCUAUUAUUACCUCAACCUCAUAACAAUGCAACACCAAUGUUUUGUUUAUCUUUCCUCCCUUAGGGUGCAGGAACGUGGCUGAGAUCAACAGGAACCUCAUCCAGUUCUCCAAACUGUGACUUAACAGCAGGGGUCGCCAGAAUCAGCCUGACGAAUAAAGACGGCAGCAAUACAGCACUAUCCAUUCAAUCAGUAGAACUUCCAAUUAAACCAGAAUUUGGGACAACAAAAUGAAACCUCUCAUAUGAAUCAUAAUGAACUGAAACUGAAUCUGACAUCAAUCUAAUAAAUCCUAGAUUUGAAUAGUUUCAUCCAACGUGGCUGCCUUAGUUCUUGUGGAAAAAUAACCAGACAUAUUUAAAUAAGCAGCUUCAAUAUGAUAUAACCAACAAAAUAUGUUUUUCACUCAGCUGUUCCUAACUCUCAAUGGCUGCCGGCCCCCUGUCAACCCAUCUAUGAAUGAGAGAGGCCUGAUAUUGUGUCUCUGAUGAACAGGGUUGGCAGAGAAUAUGGUGACUAAAGAACAGUGCCUUCGGAAAAUAUUCAUACCCCUUGACUUAUUC